Nematolebias whitei (Rio pearlfish) is the source of this 1358-nucleotide messenger RNA. RefSeq names its product tripartite motif containing 63b (gene trim63b). The transcript has a single exon. Lineage: Eukaryota; Metazoa; Chordata; Actinopteri; Cyprinodontiformes; Rivulidae. The record is from RefSeq and is a predicted model, not a curated record. Bases 106 to 1137 code for a protein of 343 amino acids. Gene Ontology annotation, molecular function: zinc ion binding.
GAUCAGACCGCUUCACAUCGAGGAGGACUCCUCUGCUCUCCAUUAGAAAAUACUUUGAGGUUCCUCUUUUUGAGAUUUGAUAGUUUAAGGACAGACCUUUUCAUCAUGGACGUGCAGAGGACAGGAUCCCUGGUUCGACCCCCCAGCCCCAUGGACAGCCUUGAGAAGCAGCUGAGUUGCCCCAUCUGCCUGGACAUGUUCACCAAGCCCGUGGUGAUCCUGCCCUGCCAGCACAACCUGUGCCGCAGCUGCGCCAGCGACCUCUACGACUCGCGCAACCCGUACCGCUUCUCCGGCGGCGUCUUCCGCUGCCCCACCUGUCGCUUUGAGGUCGUCCUCGACCGGCACGGCGUCCACGGCCUCCAGCGCAACCUGCUGGUGGAGAACAUCAUCGACCUCUACAAGCAGCAGCAGGAAGGUAAAGGUGACAGCACAGAAACCCUGAAGCCCAAAGAGUCCAAAGAGCCCAUGUGCCAAGAACACGAGGACGAGAGAAUCAACAUCUACUGCGUGACCUGCCAGGCGCCCACCUGCUCCAUGUGCAAGGUGUUCGGCCAGCAUAAAGACUGUGAGGUGGCACCUUUAGCAACCAUCUACCAGACCCAGAAAGGUGAACUGAGCAAUGCCAUUGACACUCUGGUUGCCAGCAACAGCCGUUUGCAGGUCCUGCUGACCCAGAUGGAGGACUCCUGCCGCACCGUGCAGGAAAACGCUCAGCGAGCUAAACAAGGGCUAGCCGAGCGCUUCGACCUCCUGUACGCCAUCCUCGAAGAGCGCAAGGCCAUCCUGCUCGACCAGAUCGGGAAGGAGCAGGACGAGAAGGUGGCGGCGCUGCGGGCCCUGGCCCAGCGGUACGGCGAGCGGCUGCAGGCCAGCACCGAGCUGACGGACACGGCCGUGAGGGCUCUGGAGCAGAACGGCGCCGCCGAGUUCCUGUUGGCUUCGAAGGGCCUCAUCACGAAGACCAAAGACGCAGCCAAGGCCUCGCUGGGCGAAGAGCGGCCCGAGCCGGGCUUCGAGAAGAUGGACCACUUCACACUGUCGACAGAACACGUCGAAGCGGUCCUCGCAAAAAUGGACUUUGGAUCCGGCGGUGCCGACGAUGAGUUUGAGGACGCAGAGGAGGAGGAAGAGUAAUUUAAGAACUGGUCGCGGAGUUCGAAUCGUGUUCAAGUCAGGGUGGAAACUACCAGUGCAAUAUUCAAUGUCGUUCUUCUCGUCUUCUUUUUAUACUUUUGUAUUUUAAAGUCAGUUCAGAGUUUAGUUUUAAUGUUCUACGUGCGUAGUUUAUGGAAAUAUUUAUGUUCUUUUUGUUAUUUACCUGUUUCUGCCUUUACUGAUACUUGAAAUAAAGUUGC